This is a messenger RNA of Angiostrongylus costaricensis, 4578 nucleotides long. The record is from the annotation of a GenBank genome assembly. NCBI's taxonomy places the organism in Eukaryota, Metazoa, Nematoda, Chromadorea, Rhabditida, Metastrongylidae.
AUGGGUAAGGACAGAGACCCCGGGGGCCAGGCGAUGAGUUCAAAGGACCCAAAAAUACAAGCAGCUAAAAUUCGAUUACUGGAUGGAACAUGCAAAGACUUUGAACUGCAUCGCGGUUCAGACGGCGAAGCACUUUUUACACUCGUAAGUGCCGAUCUGUCCAUCGAGGAGCGUGAAUACUUCUCUCUGUGCUUUUAUGACACUGAGGGAACUAGACAUUGGCUAUACAACAACAAAAAAAUACUCAGACAGCUCAAAGGUCUUCCGUGGGAGUUCUGUUUUGAAGUCAAAUUCUAUCCGACCGCACCAUCCUCGCUAAAUGAUGAUCAUGCGCGCUACAAUUUGUUUCUUCAGUUGCGAAACGACAUAUGUUCCGGCCGGCUACCAGCAACAAUUGACACAUAUGCUACACUGGGUUCUCUAGUGGCACAGUCGGAAUUUGGUGAUGCUAAACCGACCAGUGAAUACGAGCACUAUUUGAGAUCAACAAAAUUCGCCCCUCAAAGUAGCGAACAGAUGAUUGGAAUGAUAGCAGUGAAGCAUAAAGAACACAAAGGGCUUACCUCAGGUGAAGCUGAAAGUUUAUAUAUGGACACAUGUAAGCAGCAAUCUAUGUAUGGAAUUUUUGUAUUCAAUGCGAAGGACAAUAAGGGCGUUUCUGUUGGAAUUGGUGUCUGCGCACAUGGUAUUUACAUAUACAAGGAACAAAUCCGUGUUAACCGAUUUCCUUGGCAGGGUAUUAUCAAGAUUAGCUAUCGUAAAAAUCAGUUCGCGAUAAAACUGAAAGCUGGAGAGGUUGACAAGAAAGAGGUCACAGUUGUAUACAAAUUCAAAGACCAUCAACAUGCAAAACGCACUUGGAAGUGUGCUGUCGAACACCAUACUUUCUUUAGGCUCAUUCAACCGGAUGAAAAACCGAAAUCAUCACUGUUCCGAUGGGGAUCAGCUCGCUUUCGAUAUCAGGGGCGCACUCAGUUUCAAACGAAAAUGGCCUCACAAAUGUUCGACAAACCAACUGUAGCAGAACCAAUGCCUUCUCCUGCAGCUUGCUACGACAUCAGUGGUCAAAGAGAAAAUCGAAAGCUCAACGACAAGGUGGGUAAUGACCUCCCAACUAGAGAUGAUGAUGAUGAUGAUGAUGAUGAUGGUGAUGAUGAUGAUGAUGAUGAUGAUGAUGAUGAUGAUUAUGAUGAUGAUGAUGAUGAUGAUGAUGAUGAUGAUGAUGAUGAUGAUGAUGAUGAUGAUGAUGAUGAUGAUGAUGAUGAUGAUGAUGAUGAUGAUGAGCUUGUCUACACGCCUAUUGAAUCGCCGUUGUGUGCUGCUUAUUAUCCUUAUGAAAACUCAUGUGCAACUCCACCUACUUCAAAUGAGUUCAUAUUAUUACAGAGCUUAAAACAUACUGCCCCAUAUCUUUGCCAAACAUCGAAUCGAAAUGACUUAACUUCGAUCCGUCACACAUGUUUAGAAUCAAGUAGUAAUUCAUAUUCUUUCCCUUGUGGUCAUUUAUCAAACGGUCUCAUAAACUCUACCGUAAGGCAACCAGACGUCGAGGAACAUCCGAUCAGCGAUUACGUGCAGGUAUAUCACUCUGGACAUUACCAUAAUCUUAAUCAUGGAGUUCGAUCUCAACAGCUGAACCUUCGUGGUUAUAAUAACCACCGAAAUGGCAUUGCUACUAUUCACCGAAUCAAUCCAAAUAAUGAGCUGGAUUAUCACCCAAUUCGCUACUUUGUGGACGUACAACAUUCAGGAUUCAGUUACAUGCCUCGCAUACGCAGAUUGCGACAUCCAGGACAUGAGGAAAUUCGUGAUGCAAAACCGUCUGACUACCUCUUUGAAACAUUAUCGAAGGCACGUUUAGAGCGUUUAGAACCUAGCGAAGAAAUUACGGUUCACAAUAUUCAGAAGUACUCGUUAGUGUAUCAUCCUGGAUAUUCUCAUGGUUUAAAUCGAAAUAUGUCGCCGAUACGGUUAGUCGCAAGAAUAUUACCGACAUCACCAUUUCUGAAAAAAUCACGGCGUGAAACUCAAAACAGUGAAUUUCAGCACUGCCUUGUUUGUGACAAAUCAAGUACAGAAGCAUUUUACGGUAAGGAAAUAUCGAAGCUCCACAAAUUUUCAGUACCAAAAAUGUGCGGCGAAACGGUGAAACCCGUAGAAAAUGGUAAAAAAUCCCAGCGAAUAACUAAAAAUAACGACAAAAGCAACUUGGCAUUGGACACGACUGAAAAGUGGUCAAGUUUAACAAAUACUCAUCACACCACCAACAGUAACGAAGUGGUGAGCAAAGACGUUACUCACACACUUUUUACCGACCAGCAUGAAGGGUACUCACCUAACCGAUGGCGAUAUGACUGCCAUGAAGAAGUUGAAAAAGAUCACGUUCGAGAAGAGACUUAUGGCAUAGCGUCUACGUCGUACGAUGACCAGCUUGAACUAAUAACUAAGAAGUCUGAUCUACAAUCAGCGCCGUUGCGAGAACAUGUUCAAACAAAUCUUCAUGGUCAUUCGUGGGAUUCUAUAAAGGAUUCGAAGACUGGACAUAAUCUGAGUGCUUCAACGUCGAAAAAAGCUAGCGGAGAAGACACUGCGCGGCAGAUUCGAUUAAUUGCGCGCGUACCGCACAUUGCGUUAGCAGAUGAUUCCGUUUCAACUAAAGAUAAAGGUAGGCAGAGUGAGGAUUCAACUGGGCUUCUUGGAUUCUGGAAACCAGGUAAUCGUAAGCAGGAUUCUUUAGCAUUAUCAGCAUAUCCUAGUAGUGAUAAAUAUGUUGGACCGUUAGAUGACAUCAAUCGUCAGAAUGAUAUUGACCAGCUUCUUUUCGACGUUCCAGAUCCGGCCGUGUGCAAACCUACCGCUGAGCCUUAUGACAACAUUCAUCAUCGUGUGCGUUUGAUUGCUCGUUGGAGACACGACGGCGAUGAAGAAGUUGUUGAGAAAGAUCAAAUUCGAUUAAUUGCGCGCGUACCGCACAUUGCGUUAGCAGAUGAUUCCGUUUCGACUAAAGUUAAAGGUAGGCAGAGUGAGGAUUCAACUGGACUUCUUGGAUUCUGGAAACCAGGUAGUCGUAAGCAGGACUCUUUAGCAUUAUCAGCAUAUCCUAGUAGUGAUAAAUAUGUUGGACCGUUGGAUGACAUCAAUCGUCAGAAUGAUAUUGACCGGCUUCCUUUCGACGUUCCAGAUUCGGCCGUGUGCAAACCUACCGCUGAGCCUUAUGAUAGCACUCAUCAUCGUGUGCGUUUGAUUGCUCGUUGGAGACACGACGGCGAUGAAGAAGUUGUUGAGAAAGAUCAAACGUAUGGCAUAGCGUCUACGUCGUAUGACGGCCCUCUUGAACGAACAACACGAGAGUCCGAUUUACUGUCAACACCGUUGGAAAAGCAUGUUCAAGUGUAUCAUCAUGGUCAGUCGUGGGAUUCUGCAAAGGAUUCGAAGUCUCACCGUGAUUUCAUUGCUUCAACGUCGAAGAAAGCUAGCGGAGAAGACACUGCGCGGCAGAUUCGAUUAAUUGCGCGCGUACCGCACAUUGCGUUAGCAGAUGAUUCCGUUUCGACUAAAGUUAAAGGUAGGCAGAGUGAGGAUUCAACUGGACUUCUUGGAUUCUGGAAACCAGGUAGUCGUAAGCAGGACUCUUUAGCAUUAUCAGCAUAUCCUAGUAGUGAUAAAUAUGUUGGACCGUUGGAUGACAUCAAUCGUCAAAAUGAUAUUGACCAGCUUCCUUUCGACGUUCCAGAUUCGGCCGUGUGCAAACCUACCGUUGAAACCUCAGAAGAGAGUUCCUAUUCGAGAAAGCUGAAAAUGUGGGGGAAUUAUGGUUCAGGUGGACUGUUCGAAUUUCGGAAGCUACGUACUCAGAAAGACCAUAUUAACUCUUUAGCGUCAUCAGCGCAUCACAGUAGUGCUGAAGCCGAACGGCUAAAUCUGCGCUGUCCAAAGCUGGAACAUGCGGAGCGCACGGUAACAGUGCGUGCAUUGGCACCACUGCCGCUUUCUUACGAGGAGAGCGGUCAGCCACAUACGACAAUUUCCACAUGGCAGGAGUCGAAUAGUCUCCCCGACGAAGUGACAACUGAGUAUGAUGAGAAAGGAAACAAGAUCACGAGGACAUUGAAAACCUCGCAGGUCAAGCAUACUGUACAGAAACAAACUUUCCAAAAUUACUCGAUUCAGGGCAUUGUUAACGUUGAACGUACGCGCGAAGAGACCACACCGCUGGGACUCACUGUGACUGCCAUGAACGGCUCCGUUGCCGAAUCUCCCCAUGUUGUUGAGACUCACACGCGAUCUGUCGCUUACGACACUAAUCGGAACGGGCAAAACGAAGGACCCGGAUGGUGCGGUGGUGAAUUUGUGUCGUGCAAAACGUUAACAUCUGGGAAUAGAACUGUGGAAACAUACACUUAUAAAACAGAGCGUGAUGGCAUUAUUGAGACGCAUGUCGAGCACCGUGUUACGAUCCUCUCGGACGAGCCAAUCGACCAUGACGCCGAAUUGAGUCAAGCUAUUAUGGAAGCUACUCAAAUGAAUCCAGACAUGACCGUCGAGAAGAUUGAAGUGCGUCAGGAGACUACAGCUUAA